Messenger RNA from Cynocephalus volans (Philippine flying lemur), 4799 nucleotides. It is a transcript of the gene METTL24, whose product is annotated as methyltransferase like 24. NCBI's taxonomy places the organism in Eukaryota, Metazoa, Chordata, Mammalia, Dermoptera, Cynocephalidae. The transcript is spliced from 5 exons. Bases 355 to 1455 code for a protein of 366 amino acids. The record is from RefSeq and is a predicted model, not a curated record.
UUUGUGUCUUUCAGCUCGGCCGGGCUCUGGAGGCCGGAGUGGAGGGCGCCUCCUCGGGGACUCCGGCUCCGCCGAGCCACGUGCACCUCCGGGUGGGGUGGGGCGCCGCGGCCCCGGGACCCCGCCUGGCCCACCGCCCCUCGCCCCUUCCAGUGGCCGGGCGCGCUGGGCUGGGCAGGAUAAGGUUACGCCGAGGCUUCCUCGAUCGGGAGGAGGGGAGGCGGGUCCGAGCCCUCGCCCCGGGCCGCGGGGGAGUUCCCACAGUCUGCAGCUCGGGCCCGCGGGGCCACAUCCCUGCUGCCGGCCGGGCGCCGCCACAGGACCCCGAGCGCAGCCCCGGGGCCGGUCCCCGCGAUGGCCCGGGAGAGGCCGACCGGGAGGGGCUGCGGCGCGCUGCGCCGGUGUCUGCUCGGCGCCGCGCUGCUGCUCGGCCUACGGCUGUGCGCCGAGCUGCGGCGCGCCGGGCCCGGGUUCCCCACCCGCAGCGCCCCGUCGCGCCCGGCCCCUCGCCCGCCCGGGCCGCACCUGCCGCCCGCGCCCGGCCCGCCGCGCGGCGCCAGCAGGAGGCAGGUGACCUACGUGCGCAGCGGGCGCCGGGCGCCGCCGGGAGGCAGCGGGCGCGGGACGCCGGAGCCGAGCUGCUGCGCCCUGCGCGGGCGCCCCCGCAGGAAGGGUCCCCGGUGGCAUAUAGAUCUCCAACCUUGGGCAGGUCCCGCUCAGUCCCUGGAAGAAGAAGCCUUGAGGUUCCUGAGAUAUAUCAGCACCACCCAGAUUGCAUGCAAUCACAUGAGUACAGACAGCCUGGGUGCUGGCUCCAGCCCUGCAAAGAAGCCCUGGUUGGUGUGUCUUGAUGACAGGUUUGGCUUAGCUCAUCAAAUUCGCAACAAGCAGUGUCGCCUGUAUUCUUUAGGACUGGGAAAUGACGAUACCCAUUUUGAAGUUCGCAUGGCCCAUGAUGGAUGUGAAGUGCACCGUUUUGAUCCCAGUGUUAAAUCAGCGCACAUUCUAGAGAGUCAGCGUCUUUGGUAUCACCGCUUGUCCAUCGACUGGAGAGAUCCCCAUCCAGCUGUUGCUGCCCAAAAAUCACAUAGUAACACCAGAAAACUGGGAAGUAUUUUGAAUGAAUUUGGGCAUCACAAGAUUGAUGUUCUGAAGGCAGAUCUGGAAAGUGCAGAAUGGAAAGUUUUGGAAAAUCUUAUUCUGGAAGAUGUCCUUGAACAGAUUGGACAGCUCGUCUUUGAGAUCCAUCUCCACUGGCCUGGGUUUGAGGUCAGUGGCAGUGACAGCAGUGUUGUGCGGUUCUGGUACAGUCUCCUCAAAGAGUUAGAACUAAAGGAUUUCAGGCUUUUUCACAGUUAUAAAGAUUUAUCUAAGCCUCAGCUAUUCCUGAAGAAGGACAUUUUCAAUGCAAGUAGCUGUUAUACUCUCAGUUGGGUGAAUACAAGAUGGAAAUAGGAUGCAAGACCUCAUCAAGAAUGCAAGGAAAUAUUUGCAGAAUGGAAUAUGUCCAUGAUUCUAAGCAGAAUGGAGUAUGUCCAUGAUUCUAAUCGUGGGUUUACUCAUCGCGUCUCCUAUUAGCUUGUCACCUGCUUGAAGUAGGAAUGGUGUUGUUGUCUCUGUAGUGCAUGUAGCCUGGUGCUUGACGUGUGGCAGGGGCGCAGUUAAUCCUUGUUAAAAGAUGAAUACUCUUGUCACCCACAUUGCCCAGACCCAGGUUCUUUGCCUUUUAAUCUCUGACAGAGAGGCUAAAAGGCCACUCUUCACUUUUACUUGAAAGACAAUCCCCCUCUCAUCCCAGUCUUCCCUAAAAUUCAUUACGUGUCUACAAUCCAUGAAUUCAUCAAAAUUAAAAUGAAAUGAUAUUUUACUAGGUUGAUGAGAUUCUUAAGUUCUUUGUCUACUGUUUAAAUAGGGCAUUUCCUUUGUCUUGAACUCAUUUCUUUCAAGGUUUUUCUUAUUCAUCUGGUCAAUAAUAUUCUUUACAACCUCAUAGAUUUCAAUCAUUCCUUCUCAGCCUUUGAUUAUCGUGUAGGGCAGGGUUUCUUAACCUCGGGACUGUUGCCAUUUGGGCUGGAUAAUUCUUUCUUGUUUGCUCAAAAAAAUUUGGGAGAGAGUAGGAUACCGAUUAUUACUAGACUUUUUCCUUUCUCCUGGUUUUUUAACCUCCUUCUAUCCUCUGACGUUCCCUGGGUUGGCUUUUUGUUUCUUGAUGAGGUUUGAAAAUGCCAUUCCUCAAGUGAGAAAUUGAAGUAUAUUAGAAUAGGAUGAUCUUACUAACUUGAGUUGAAAAGUGAACAAGACUCUCUGAAUCAGGUGUGAUGAUUUUUUGAAACAUAAAUGAGGUUUUUAUUUUAAAACUCAUGUUUGAAAUCCAUCCCCACUAGCCUGGUACACUAGUAAGAGUUGAGCUGAGAGGACCCGCUUGAAUAGGUGAGAUUCGAAAUGGCAGUUUGGUUGCUUCUAUGUUGCAUUGGCAUCUCAAAUGUGCAGAAGGGUCCAUAAAAACUCGAAAGUGGUUUAUGCUGUUAGUUUGCGUGGCAGCCUUGCCAAAGCAAAGCUAACUUUAGCUCAAUUCUGUUUGGAUUAUAUCACAGAUUUUUCCAUAAAAAUUUUAUACACUGAAAUAUACAUACUAAACCUUUUUAUACGGUAAAGUGUGAAGAGUGUACUAAUUUUAAGUGUUUAGUCUGAUCAACUUUUAGAUAUGUACAUACCCUUAUCAAGAUUUUUAAUUCAUGGAAUUAAAGAUUUAUGACAAUACUGAAAGCCACCUUUGUAUAGGGCAAGUUAACCAUUUAUUCCAGAUUGGUGGUGCAGAACAUUGAAUUCAUCACACUAUAUAUAUAUCUGAAGCAAGAAUGGAUGUGCUGUUAAAAAAAUAAAUCACAAACACAUCCACCCACACUCACCUACUAGGCAGCCUGUUCCAUAGUUAUUCAUACUUAUUUUAUGCUUAUUUCUAAAACUGUUCUUCAUUCCCUUCAUGGAUAGUAUCAAAUUUCUAAUGAAUAUUCUGAUGUUGCUAUGGUUUCCCUGCCUCUACAAUUAUUAUGCUUGUCGUGUAGGCCAGGGUUUCUUAACCUCAGCACCACUGCCAUUUGGGCUGGAUAAUUCUUUAUUGGGGUUUGAGGGCUGUUCUGUGCAUUGUAGGAUGUUUAGAGGCAUGCCUGGCCUCUACCCACUAAAUGACAGGAGCACCCUGCCCCCUCAGUUAUGACAUCCAGACAUGUCUGCAGACAGUGCCAAAUGUCCCCCCGGGGGUGUGUGUGUGCAAAAAUCAGCCACUGUGGAGAACUGCUGGUGUAGCCCAUGAGAAGGGGGCACUGGUGUUUGCUUGUGAAGAAUGGGCAAACACAGAUCCUCUUGUGAGGAACAAGCAAAACAAUAACCACCACCACCACAACCUCCACAAAAGCAACACAAACAGAAUACAACAAUCAAAUUCAAGAGUUACCAUUUACUGAGAGCUUACUAUGUGCCAGACACUUUGCAUAGAUUAUUCCUAAUUCUCCCGACAACCUGACAAGGAAGUGUAGUUUUUCUGGUUGUUUGGGUAAAGAACCUCUGAAGGUUAAAUAGCUUAUCCAGAUUACUUAACUAGGAGAUGGUGGAAAAGGAAUCCACAUUCUGGUUUGUCAGAUCUCAUAAAGACCACGCUCAUUCCCCUCCACAAUGCUGCCUCCAUAGCCUUUACCGAAUGUAAGAUGCUUCAUCCAAACAUCACACUUUGCCUCCCUUUAAUAAAAGGAGGAAAAAAGCUACAAACAUACUUAGACAAACCUGCAAGUCUGUUAGAGUUGGGAUAAUUUUGUAGCAUGCAGAUUUGCUUAACUUAAACCAUCUACUUAAUUAACCUAUGCUUGCCAAAUGGAAGUUUACUGAGGAAAUAUGGGGACCCCACUUCUCUGUCAAUAUAUUUAGGCUGCCAAGGCUUGGAAGGAGCCUGGGUCUGGCUCAUCCCAAUAUUUGGCACUUUCCUCCUGAGUUUUAGAAAGGACGCAGUCACUUGGAACUGCAGUGUGAUGCUUUUUCCUUACAACUAGUCUCUGACUUGCAGAUAAAUGAGCUAAGAUGUGAAUAUCUGUGACAUGCAUCUCUUUAACUCUUACUGGAGUAGUAUUCAUAAAAGAUUCUGAAAAUACAAAUUUAAUAAUGUUCUUAUCAAUGAUUUAAAAACUGCUCCUUUUUUAGGUGAAAGAUAUAUAAGUGUGCAAGAGAUUCAGAAGUUGCCUUUUAGCACAACCUCUGUGUCACAAUUUGAGAUUUCCCUUCCUCUUUUCUUAGUGAUUGUAUUUGAUUCAGUUAUAAUAGGUUAUCAUAUAAAUAUUUGUAACUACUUGACAUGUUCAAACGAAGAGAACCAGGGAGAAGUAAACAAAAUUCUAUUAAAAUUGACUGAAGUUCCACUAAUAUUUACAACAGGGUAGAACAAAAUUAAAUUCGUGGAUUUACAGUGUUUAGUCCAAAACAGUUGUUCUUGUAAGCAUUUCUGCCUUGGUUAUAAGAUCUUCUGGUAAAUAAAGUAUAAGAUUUGCAUCUCCUAAGUAUUAAAUGUUUGGAUUUUGGAAAGCUUGGAUUAAUAUCAGGAAGCCAGGCUCAUCAUAUUUUGCCAGUUUAGAAAUGAAGGCCUCAUUCAAAUAGAUCAUUCUACUUGACAAUACCACAUUACCUCCAACUUGAAUUGAUGUAAUUGUUCUUUUCUGCUGGAGAUAAAUUUAUGUUUGCUUUUUAAGCAAUAACAUAAUUGGUUUUGUACUAGCCAAUUGCUGGUGCUUUGUGAAUUCAAUAAUACGUUUAAC